GUUAAACUCCGUUGUGGCAAUUUCUUUUUCUCUAUUUAUUUUAACAUCAGACAUAUUUUUAUAAAUACCGUCUUGACAGUUGCUCACUACCUAUAACAAUAUGAUAGGUACCGAACAUUCAACUUCAACAAUGUGAGUCACGUUGGUGUGUGAUGGCACAGCGAAGCAAACAGUGGCAAUAUGUUUGAAUAAAAAUAUCUAAGGUCAAGGACUCCUUCGGAUUAUACACUACACUUCCUUCGUAUUGUAUACUACACUCUACAGGAAUCCAAGUAACUUGAUUAACUAGGAAUUAUGGCGCAGUUUAAAGAAGUAGGCGAGCAAUUCGCCGCUUUUUACUACCAGACAUUCGACUCCAACAGAGCGUUACUCGCAAACCUGUACCAAGCCGACUCUAUGAUGACAUGGGAGGGCGCGGCAUGCCAAGGCCAGCAGGCUAUCCUGGAGAAGUUAUCUGGACUUGGAUUCCAAACUGUGCAGCACAACAUUACAAAGAUGGACUGCCAACCCGGCCCAGAGAACUGCGUACUUGUUAUGGUUAUUGGUCAACUGAAGGCCGACCAGGAUCAACCGCUGCCCUUUUCACAAGUCUUCCAGUUGAAGUCACUCAACGGCAACUAUUACAUUUACAACGAUAUAUUCUCAUUGGGAUUGCACAACAAUUAAAGAACGAACAGAAAUAAACAUGCUCGGGGGGUUCGAUGGUUGCCAAUGGACGCUCUGAAAAAAUACCCACAGAAGUGCAUAUGCGGUGAGGUGUCGUUCACGUAUGUGUAUACGUGUACGUACUUCGUCCAGCCCACACUCGAUCAUAAAUAAAGACAUCACUAUAUAGUACGUCUUACUUUAUAGUACAUCUUAUCUACUAUAUAGUACUUCUUAAUUACUAUAUAGUACGUCUUACUUUAU
Messenger RNA from Sphaeroforma arctica JP610, 909 nucleotides. RefSeq lists its product as hypothetical. Gene Ontology annotation, cellular component: nuclear pore central transport channel. The record is from RefSeq and is a predicted model, not a curated record. The transcript is spliced from 3 exons. Gene Ontology annotation, biological process: protein import into nucleus. Bases 295 to 666 code for a protein of 123 amino acids. Lineage: Eukaryota; Ichthyosporea; Ichthyophonida.